AAACUCAUAGCAGUCCAGUUAAUGUUCAAAUGCUGACUCAGCCAAAUCGAAAAAUUAUUAAUCUUGAACAGGGUCUAGUGGACAGAGAAAAACACAAAAUUCUUUUAAAAUUAUGGAAUUGUCUAAUCACAACUUGUGAGUCUGUCAUGAUCGUAACAUGGCAAUUCCAUAGGAUAACGAGGAUAGCAGUAAAUAUUGCUGCUAACUCCGCAAUUAAAGACGAGAGAAAUGUAGUAACUAAUGCAGAUGAAAAGGAGAUCAUAGGUGAACAUGGAUUCGUUUGCAGCCAAGUCAUACUCAUUCUCAUAGAAGGAGUGCCCAAGCCCAUAAGGGAACCAUCUGUAUAA
Molecule: messenger RNA, 347 nt
Organism: Funneliformis caledonium
Lineage: Eukaryota; Fungi; Glomeromycota; Glomeromycetes; Glomerales; Glomeraceae
Source: the annotation of a GenBank genome assembly